AUGGACUUUGAAAGUGAAGGUAUCAGGCAUGUUUCAAUACAAAAACAUAAAGACACUGAGUACAGUGAAAACAAUGCUAGGCUGGAGAAAGAGAAUUUUAUAGAUGGUGAUUCUGAUCAUGUAAACCUAGAUUCUUUGCUCAAAGCAGUUAUAGAUAUUAGUGAUCGACUUCAUGAUCAGGAAGAAAAGAUAAAACAGCAUCAAGAUGAACAACAAAAACGUGAUGAUGAAAAUAAUUAUAAUGACAGAAUGAGGCAUGGACAAAACAAAACAUGUGUUAAGUCACGACCAAGGACUGCAGUUAUGAAGUACAAUAGACAAAACUCUUCCAGUAGUGACAGUGAUAUAGGAAAUGAAGCAAGCACGUUCUCUUCAAGUAUGAGUAUGAGAAGCUCAUCCAGCAGAGCAAGAUUUAAAAAUCGACCUUCUAGCAGCCAAUCAGUGGCUGACUCCAAUUCUGCUAAAUUAAGUAUGUCAUUUAGUAAUAAUCAAGUCAGAGAUAUUGACAUAGAAAACCAGAGACUUCUCCGUGAAAUAUUACGAAAAAAAUGCCAAACUCCUACUCAAAAGAAACCAGCUGGUCCUGUUCGCGUUCGCUCAGCAGCUUCUAUCAAUCGGUCAAGGAAACAGCAAGAUAUAGAACGGGAGAAUUUAAGAUUAUUGAAUCGCUUGCAGGCUGUGAAACCAACAAAUGGUUUAAGUCGUGACAAAUUAAUGUUUGAUCAUAUAAAAAAUGAAAAACAUGUUGAUCGUUUGUCAAAAUCUAGUAAAAGAAGACCAGUCAGUGCGCCAGUCUCAAGAGUGAGACCACAAUAUGUCAAUUCAAAAACGAGAAGUUAUGAUAGCGAAAGCUUGGCAGAUUCUAGAAUUAGUUCAGCAUCCACAAAACGCACAUCUGGCCGCACUUCUUCAGCUAGAGUUAGAGCUCCUAGAAAAAUCAAAGUCGAAGAAACAUGGGAGCCUGGUUGGUAA
This is a messenger RNA of Hydractinia symbiolongicarpus, 972 nucleotides long. Its product is annotated as cilia- and flagella-associated protein 97-like. Gene Ontology annotation, biological process: spermatogenesis. The transcript has a single exon. The record is from RefSeq and is a predicted model, not a curated record. The coding region runs from base 1 to 972 and encodes 323 amino acids. NCBI's taxonomy places the organism in Eukaryota, Metazoa, Cnidaria, Hydrozoa, Anthoathecata, Hydractiniidae.